Molecule: messenger RNA, 1372 nt
Organism: Cuscuta campestris
Lineage: Eukaryota; Viridiplantae; Streptophyta; Magnoliopsida; Solanales; Convolvulaceae
Source: the annotation of a GenBank genome assembly
AUGGUACCUUUUUUGCCCACCACUACUCAUGAGUCUCCAUUUCAGGUCACAGGCAGUUAGCGCCCUAUCCUAGCAGUGGCGGAGUCGCCGCCGUUAUUUCAGUUCACACUUCACAGGAUUCAGAGCCAGCCAACGACUCUAAUUUCACGCCGCCGUCUGCUGCCGCCGAUCUUCCGCCACAGCAUCUGCCAACCAGCCACUACAAGACUCUUUGGGGGACGGAGGGAGUAAUUUCUUGCUUAUUAUGGAACCGAGGAUUUGAUGACGACCGGUGCCUCCUCCAGUUCGGGCAGCCUACGGGCUGCUCUCUCCUAUUGUGUGCAGCAAGUCCGGAACUAUGACUAUCACCACUACCUCUGCCUUCUUGAACUCCCUCCAACCAUGAGAAAAGCUGCAUUUGCACUCCGUGCAUUUAACGUAGAGACAUCCCGAGCCAUGGAUGUCUCUUCUGACCCUAACAUUGGUCUCAUGCGCCUCUUGUGGUGGCAAGAAGCUCUGGAAAAGCUCUACGCCAACAAGCAAGUCAAACAUCCAGUAGCUCAGGCACUUGCAUCUGUUGUCUUGUCGUCUGAAACCAAAAUCAGUAAGAGCUGGCUGAAGCGAUCUGUUGAAGCUCGCAUUAAAGAAGCUAGAAGAGAGCAGUCUGAUGACUCCUCUCCACCACCUCCCACAACCUUGGAAGAGCUGGAGAGAUAUGCAGAGGACACUGCUUCAACCAUUCUCUACUCCACUCUUCAAACAGGUGGCAUUAGGUCAACAGCAGCAGACCACGCAGCGUCACAUAUUGGGAAGGCAAACGGCCUUUUGUUGCUCCUAAGGUCUUUACCUUACCAUGCAAGGAGAAACCGGCUUUCUCUAUACAUACCUGCUGACAUGGCAGAGAAACACGGUGGGCAAGAGGGAAUUAUUCCUGAGGUUGUCUUUGACAUGGCUUCUGUUGCCAACAGACAUCUGCAGAAAGCGCGUGAAUUGAGAGACACUGUGCCCGCCGAAGCUCGUCCCGUGCUUCUUCCAGCUGUGCCUGCCCAGUUUAUGCUGGAUUCUUUAAGACGUGUGGGGUUUGAUGUGUUUGAUCCGAGGCUGACACGAGGGCUUUUAGGAGCCCCUCCCCUCCUAUUCCAAUUGCAACUCAAAUGGCAUUCGUGGAGGGGAAAAUACUGAGAUAGUAUAAAUCGCGGAUGAUGAGAAUUGAUUCUCUCCCUCUUGUAUCUUGAAGGUCCAUAGCUUGAACCCACUUCUUAUGUUUACCGUUACAAAAAUGCUAGGAACCCACCACGAGUGCCCUGCGAAUGACAAUCACAUAUGCUUUAUUCAUACAUAGACGAUAAUCGUCUCUAAACACACUGUGUAUGUAUAAAUCAUCUGUAAUUGU